CUCUAGGCGGCGCUGUCCCUCUUGGGUCCCUGUGGCGUGUUGUGGCCGCUCUGUCCGUUGUUCCUCGGCUCCGUCCUGCUGCCGCCGCUCGGUGCGACUCUGUGAAACUCCUGGUCCCUGGACAUCUGAGCGAGAACCGGCGGGAUUCAUGAGAGGCCGGUAGUGAUCUACAGAAAGGGAAAACUGGAAGGAUGGCUUUCCCACAACCCAAAUCUGCAGAUGGAAAGAUCAUCAUCUACCCUCCUGGUGUUAAGGAAAUUACUGACAAAAUCUCCAACGAUGAAUUGGUCAAAAGGCUAAAGAUGGUGGUUAAAACAUUCAUGGAUAUGGACCAGGACUCUGAAGAUGAAAAACAACAAUACCUUCCAUUGGCUUUGCAUUUGGCUUCGGAAUUCUUUCUCAGGAACCCCAAUAAAGAUGUUCGUCUGCUUGUGGCGUGCUGCCUGGCUGAUAUCUUCAGAAUCUAUGCCCCAGAAGCUCCAUAUACAUCUCAUGACAAACUUAAGGACAUUUUCAUGUUCAUUACACGGCAGCUGAAAGGAUUGGAAGAUACCAAAAGUCCGCAGUUUAAUAGAUACUUUUAUUUAUUAGAGAACCUGGCGUGGGUGAAGUCGUAUAACAUUUGUUUUGAGCUUGAAGAUUGUAAUGAGAUUUUUAUACAGCUGUUCAGGACCCUCUUCUCAGUCAUUAACAACAGCCACAAUCAGAAGGUUCAGAUGCACAUGUUGGAUUUGAUGAGUUCUAUCAUCAUGGAAGGAGAUGGAGUAACUCAGGACCUACUGGACUCCAUUCUUAUCAACCUUAUUCCUGCACAUAAGAACAUGAACAAGCAAGCUUAUGAUUUAGCUAAAGUACUCCUGAAGAGGACAGCUCAAACAAUUGAACCAUGUAUUGCCAGUUUCUUUAAUCAGGUCCUAGUUCUGGGAAAGUCUUCAGUCAGUGAUUUGUCUGAGCACGUUUUUGAUCUUAUUAUGGAGCUUUUCGCUAUUGAUCCUCACCUGCUGCUUUCAGUUAUGCCACAGCUCGAGUUUAAACUUAAGAGUAAUGAUGGAGAAGAGCGACUGGCUGUUGUUCGACUCUUGGCUAAGCUAUUUGGUGCAAAGGAUUCAGAGCUCGCAACACAAAAUCGUCCUCUGUGGCAGUGUUUCCUAGGACGAUUUAACGACAUACAUGUUCCUGUGAGACUAGAAUGUGUGAAGUUUGCAAGUCAUUGUCUGAUGAAUCAUCCUGAUUUAGCCAAAGAUCUUACAGACUACUUGAAGGUCCGAUCACAUGAUCCAGAAGAGGCGAUCCGGCAUGAUGUCAUUGUUACGAUAAUAACAGCGGGAAAGAAAGAUCUAUCACUAGUGAAUGACCAACUGCUUGGGUUUGUGAGGGAGAGAACACUGGACAAAAGGUGGCGAGUACGGAAAGAAGCAAUGAUGGGCUUGGCCCAGCUAUACAAAAAGUACUGUCUUCAUGCUGAGGCUGGGAAAGAGGCUGCUCAAAAAGUGAACUGGAUCAAGGACAAACUCCUGCAUAUCUAUUAUCAGAACAGCAUUGAUGACAAGUUGUUGGUGGAAAAAAUCUUCGCUCAGUAUCUUGUUCCACACAAUCUGGAGACAGAAGAAAGAAUGAAGUGUCUCUAUUACCUUUAUGCUUCCUUGGACCCAAAUGCAGUAAAAGCAUUGAAUGAAAUGUGGAAGUGCCAAAACAUGUUACGGAGUCAUGUCCGGGAGUUAUUAGACCUGCACAAACAGCCUGCUUCAGAGGCGAACAAUACUGCAAUGUUUGCCAAGCUAAUGGCUAUAGCAAAAAAUUUGCCUGACCCAGGAAAAGCACAAGAUUUCAUGAAGAAGUUUAACCAGGUCCUGGGUGAUGAUGAGAGGCUACGGGCUCAGUUGGAGCUGCUGAUUAGUCCAGCAUGUUCAUGUAAACAAGCAGAAGUUUGUGUGAGAGAAAUUACACGUAAACUAGCAAAUCCUAAACAGCCUACUAAUCCCUUCCUCGAAAUGGUGAAAUUCUUACUGGAAAGGAUUGCACCAGUACACAUCGAUUCAGAAGCUAUUAGCUCUUUAGUGAAACUAAUGAACAAAUCCAUAGAAGGGACUGCAGAUGAUGAAGAGGAAGGUGUGACACCCGAUUCUGCAAUCAGGGCAGGCUUGGAGCUGCUUAAGGUUUUAUCAUUCACACACCCCACCUCCUUCCACUCUUCAGAGACAUAUGAAUCGCUCUUGCAGUGUCUAAAGAUGGAGGAUGAUAAAGUAGCUGAAGCUGCCAUUCAAAUCUUCAGAAACACUGGACACAAAAUAGAGACAGACCUUCUGCAGAUUCGUUCCACACUCAUUCCCAUCCUGCAUCAGAAAGCAAAGAGAGGCACCCCUCGCCAGGCUAAGCAAGCUGUACACUGCAUUCAUGCUAUCUUCACAAACAAAGAAGUACAAUUGGCACAGAUCUUUGAGCCACUAAGCAAAAGUCUAAAUGCUGACACCCCAGAACAACUGAUAACACCACUCGUCUCCUUGGGACACAUUGCCAUGUUGGCACCAGAUCAGUUUGCAUCUCCAAUGAAGUCAGUGGUUGCAAAUUUUAUUGUCAAAGAUUUACUUAUGAAUGACAGGUUCCCUGGAGGGAAAAAUGGUAAAUUGUGGACACCAAAUGAAGAAGUCUCUCCGGAAGUGCUUGCUAAGGUUCAAGCCAUUAAACUAUUGGUACGGUGGUUGUUGGGGAUGAAGAACAACCAAUCCAAAUCUGCGAAUUCUACACUUCGGCUGCUAUCAGCCAUGCUGGUCAGUGAGGGUGACUUAACUGAACAGAAAAAGAUAAGUAAAUCUGAUAUGUCUCGAUUACGGUUGGCUGCAGGAUGUGCCAUACUAAAACUUGCACAAGAACCUUGUUAUCAUGAAAUUAUCACCCCAGAGCAGUUCCAGCUCUGUGCACUUGUUAUUAAUGAUGAGUGUUACCAGGUGAGGCAGAUAUUUGCUCUGAAACUCCACAAGGCCCUCGGGAAAUUGCUGCUUCCAUUGGAGUACAUGGCAGUGUUUGCGCUCUGUGCCAAGGACCCUGUGAAAGAGCGAAGAGCUCACGCCAGACAGUGCCUCCUUAAAAACAUAAGUAUACGGAGGGAGUACAUCAAACAGAACCCAAUGGCUCAUGAGAAGCUGUUGUCUCUGUUACCGGAAUAUGUAGUUCCAUACACUGUUCACUUGCUUGCCCACGAUCCGGAUUUUACCAAAACACAGGAUAUUGAGCAACUGCGUGAUAUCAAAGAGUGCCUGUGGUUCAUGUUGGAAGUUUUAAUGACAAAAAAUGAAAACAAUAGCCAUGCUUUUAUAAGAAAAAUGGUGGAGAACAUCAAGCAAACAAAGGAUGCCCAAGCACCAGAUGAUGGCAAAAUGAAUGAGAAACUCUACAUAGUAUGUGAUGUAGCUCUAAUUGUCAUCACUAGCAAAAGUACUACAUAUAACCUGGACUCUCCAAAGGAUCCUGUACUGCCGACUAAGUUCUUCACCCCACCUGACAAAGAUUCCGGCAAUAAUAAGUGCUACUUGUCAGAUGAAUCAAAGACGUUAUUACUCACUGGGAAGCCCAAACCAGCUACUGUACUGGGUGCAGUAAACAAACCUUUGUCAGCUACUGGUAGAAGACCACAAGACAGAACUCCGGGGUUAGAGACAGGAAGUCAUAUGAGUGGAAAUUCCGAGCCAAGCUCACCAGCUGCAAACAGGGGAAGGGAACAGAAUUCAGAAGUUCCGGAAACCGAAGUUAGUGAAAAUGAGGAAAAUCCAGUAAUAUUACUUACAGUCAUACCAGCUAAAACAGAGAAGAAAGAUGAACCAGUCAGAAAUAAGGAGAUGUCCUCUGAACAGUCUUUACCACCACAGACUAGCACAGAACGUGGAAAGAAAAGGACAGCACCUGCAGCUGGUUCAGAGAAUAUUCAGAUACCAGAAGAGAAAAAAUCUGAAGAGUCAGCAGCACCAGUUCCACCCAAAGCCAGACGAGGUCGUCCUCCCAAAGCUGCAUCUGAAAGUAACACUGCAAAAAAUGCAGACCAAAACAAAGCUGCAGGAAGAGGCAGAAAAAGAGUUGCAGCCAGUCAGGAAGGCCCUGCAGAACCAGAAGCAACAAAUAUUAAAGUACCAAAACAGCAAGAAACAAAUGUCAAGCGAGCACCAGCACAGAGACAAAUGGAUCUACAAAGAAUCCAGGUUUUGGACAGUGAUGGAUAUUCAGUGAUGGAACUAGAAUCUACUCCAGAAAGUUCAGCUGAGGAACUGGAUUUGUUUAAAUCCUGUGAGAGCAGCCAGAAUGAGGUUGAUAACACAAAACUAGCAGAGGGAGGCUUCCUUAAGGUAAGAAGAAAGUCCAUGCCAAAGGGAAGGAGACAAAGGCUGUAGAAAAGAAGUAUUCCUUGCCACUGAGGGAAAUGUACCACAUAAAAGGAUUGAGAUACUAUACAAAAACUUAAAUUAGUUUACACAACUCACCCUCAAAACAUCAGGACAACACUGCAUCAGAGUUUGGGUUAAGAUAUUAUUGAACUCCUUAAUUUAAAUUUUAACUGAGCAUUUAACUUUUGCAAUGUUGGAGGGGCAGCAUUGUAAUUCCCUGGGGUUAUUUUUAUGCAGCAUCUUUAUAUGUUAAGAUUGCUUAACAGCUACUGAUUCUCAUAAAAAUAAUCGCUAGACUAAGAUUUUGUUACAAGAUGUCUUAUUUAGCCAUUUUAAUUAUGUAUUAGUAAUUUACUGCAGCAGUUUUACCUUCCAAAGUAAAUUAUUACACUGACUUGUGAAGUCGGCAGUGGUGCAUUAUAGUCACAUGUUACUAUUAAUUUUUGCAGGCAGAAGCAAUUGUUUUAUUUAAAAUAGUCCCAAUUUGAAUAGAAUUUGAUUUUGGUAAGUGAAAGAAUAAAACUGUGGCUAAAAGAGCAGUUGAAUAUGUGCUUAUAAUAUUUGAAGCUACUGCCAUAAAUGUUGUAGUAAAGACUUAAAAAAAGGUGUAAUACUAAAGUCUGCCGUUAAAAGUUGGGGAUAUUUUUGACACUGUUCUCUAAAACUUUGCACUGAGUCCACAUUGUUUAUCCUUUUUAAAAAGAAACCUCAGCAAGGUAUAUCUGUAGACUAUCCAGGGUCUGUGUUUACAAAAACAACAUUUUUUGUGUAAUUAUAUUGUCAGUUAAUAGAAUUUGCACAGGGAAAUUUGGGUCUUUUGUGAAUACAGACUGAAGUCUCGCGAUAGCAAUGGUGUUGGAAUUGCUGCCUUUGAUUUUUCCCUCAAUGUAUCCGAAUUUUUUUCUGCCUACUUCCUUUACCCAGCAAAGUGGGGGUUGACCUGAGAUAUGGAUUUCUCCACAGUUGCCGAUGGCCAAUAGGCAACAUACUUUUUAUGGUGGGAUAGGUCUGCUUGUUUCUCUGUGUACCACUUUCCUACAUGGUUGAGCAUUCUUACCACAAAACUCUACCUUCAGGCAACCUGGCUGAGAACUGGUCAAGCUCAACCUUUAUAGCUAGCUAAGUUCAAAUGUUUGUUUAAGCUAGUGUUUGAAUUUAGGGUUCUGAGGGCCCCUUAUGUGGGAGUUCAGUGCUCUACUUAAUGGGUUGUUCUUGAAUUCCAAUUUUUAACGUUGAAUAUUGGAAAGAGUAAAAUUAGAACAGGAUGUUUAAAAAAAUUCCUCUAUCCUAACAUUACCUUUUAAAUCCUGCUUUUAGUACUUUUAAUUUAUGAAAUUUUAUCAGAGGCCUUUUAUGUUCUACUUUCUUAUAAAACUAUAUUGCUCUGAAAGGUAAAUGGAAACGUUUGAGUUUCAGAUUUUUGUAUCAGAUCUUGAAGUAAAUGAGGUACUUUUGAAAGACCAGUUUUAUGAUGAGAUGUUCAAGUUACCAGGCUCUGUAACCAAUGAUGUAAAAAAAUGAAGUGUUUUAGAAAAAAUUGGAUUUUGGCAGCUUGUGAAGACAGUUCAAAAAGUUCAAAUUGUUAAUGCAUUUAACAGUGUUUUUAUUGAUAUGUUUGAAUUUUUUUAAAACAUAUUUUUCACCAGUUUGUCUCCCAGUUCACGCUCAUCUUUGUUUAUUUUAGUGAAAUUCGUUACAGUUGCAUCAAUGUUGUGAAUCCAAACAUUGUUCAUUGUAGUUAUUGUGUACAUUUUGAUGUACACAUGAUCAUAUUUAAAUUUUUGUUGCAUAAAAAAAUAAAUGCUUCUUAGGUGUC
Molecule: messenger RNA, 6189 nt
Organism: Carcharodon carcharias (great white shark)
Lineage: Eukaryota; Metazoa; Chordata; Chondrichthyes; Lamniformes; Lamnidae
Gene: pds5a
Product: PDS5 cohesin associated factor A
Exons: 34
Coding region: 192-4379 (1395 amino acids)
Biological process (GO): DNA repair; mitotic sister chromatid cohesion
Cellular component (GO): chromatin; nucleus
Source: RefSeq, a predicted model, not a curated record